Molecule: messenger RNA, 1449 nt
Organism: Phytomonas sp. Hart1
Lineage: Eukaryota; Euglenozoa; Kinetoplastea; Trypanosomatida; Trypanosomatidae
Source: the annotation of a GenBank genome assembly
AUGGCAGACGGACCAAUUCGAACGGAAGAGGCGCGUGAUUUAACUCGUGUGGAGCGCGUAGGGGCGCACUCCCACAUUCGCGGGCUUGGUCUGGACGACACUCUCGAGGCGCGACUCCUAAGCCAGGGAAUGGUAGGGCAAGUGGAGGCACGUCGGGCUGCCGGCGUGGUGGUGCGGAUGAUCAAAGAGGGCAAAAUAGCAGGGCGCUGUGUGCUGCUAGCGGGCGGCCCUGGUACAGGCAAAACCGCCAUCGCGAUGGGCAUGGCACAGUCUCUUGGGCCGGAAACUCCCUUCACGAUGAUCGCCGGGAGUGAGAUAUUUUCGCUAGAGAUGUCCAAAACAGAGGCCCUGACGCAGGCUUUCCGCCGUAGCAUUGGUGUUCGCAUCAAGGAAGAGACUGAAAUUAUUGAGGGUGAGGUGGUUGAAAUCACCAUUGAUCGCCCGUCAACUAAUCCUGCCGAAGCGGGAAGUCGAAGUGGGCAGCUCGUCUUGAAAACUUCUGACAUGGAAUCAAUGUUUGACCUUGGUCAGAAAAUGAUUGACAGCCUGCAGAAGGAAAAGGUGCAGGUUGGAGAUAUCAUUACUAUUGACAAGGCUACUGGUCGCAUUAAUAAGCUCGGUCGCAGUUUUGUACACAGCAAAGACUUUGAUGCAAUGUCGUCAAACACACGCUUUGUGCAGACGCCUGAGGGCGAGCUAUCGAAACGAAAGGAGGUAGUUCAUACCGUCACUCUGCACGAGGUGGACGUGAUUAACUCUCGACAGCAGGGAUUUUUGGCACUCUUCGCUGGUGACACCGGUGAAAUCAAGACUGAGGUGCGGGAGCAGAUCGAUCAGCGCGUCGCGGAGUGGCGGGAGGAGGGCAAGGGUGAAAUUGUUCCUGGUGUUCUUUUCAUCGAUGAGGUUCAUAUGCUAGAUAUCGAGUGCUUUUCGUGGCUCAACCGAGCCUUGGAGAGCCCCUUGGCGCCAGUAGUGAUUGUUGCCUCUAAUCGUGGGAUUUCACGUAUUCGUGGGACACAGUACCACUCCCCCCAUGGUAUUCCAAUUGACCUAUUAGAUCGUAUGGUCAUUAUUACAACAAAGACGUAUUCGGAACAAGAACUUGGAAAGAUCAUCCAAAUCCGCUGCGAGGAGGAGGAUGUGGAGAUGGAGUCGGAUGCGGUAGCGCUUCUGACAAUGCUUGGCAAGAGCACAUCUCUACGCUAUGUGUUGCAGCUAAUUACUACAGCCAAUUUAGUGGCCCAAAAGCGUAAGUCCCCAACUGUUUCGGUCGCUGAUAUCAAGAAAGUCUAUUUACUUUUCAUUGAUCUGCGACGCAGUGUGGAACUAUUGCAGCAACACGAAAAGGACUUCUUAUUUGGUGAAGAUGACAUGAAUGUAGAGAACUUCGCCCGAUUAAAAUGUAACACCGAUGUUUGUGAUGCCAAUGAGGAGGAAACAGUGAAUUAA